Molecule: messenger RNA, 357 nt
Organism: Clonostachys byssicola
Lineage: Eukaryota; Fungi; Ascomycota; Sordariomycetes; Hypocreales; Bionectriaceae
Source: the annotation of a GenBank genome assembly
AUGCACCGUGAGUGGGAAGUGACCCCCGAUGAUAAGAACCCAGCCCCUGACCAUCCAGAGAACUACGUCUUUGGACACCAUGGCACAUCCGAGUCUCUAUCGCGGGCUAUUUUCGACGGGUGCACAAUUUGCAAGCAUAUCAAGGCAGCCGUUAUCGUAGAGGAGUCGGAAUCCCUCAGUCUGAAUAUUUUCGUCUCCCCGAAUACAACCAACCUGGAUACUUUUCUGUCCUCGGUGUCCAAGUCGAAUCGUGCAGGCUAUAUGUGCUUACAGAGCAGCAGGGCUCCCUUAACUCAUCCUUCUGUCAUAUUCAUCCUUCUGUCUUCUGCUAACGCUAGACGCAGGCCCAGUCGGUAG